AUGAAAAUUUUGGCCGUAGCUGAUUGGAUUAUUGCUGACAUGUUAGCCAUCCGACAAAAUGCACUUGGACACGUAAGAUACGUCCUGAAAGAUGGUCUGAAGUGGCUUCCUUUGUAUGGAUGGUAUUUCUCACAGCAUGGAGGCGUGUAUGUGAAGAGAAGUGCCAACUUUGAUGAGAAAGCCAUGAAAAAGAAAUUAUCAUCUCAGACCAUACUGGGUACACCUAUGUAUCUUGUCAUCUUUCCAGAGGGAACCCGCUACAACCCUGAGCUCCAGAAAAUUAUCAAUGACAGUCAGGCUUUUGCUGCUAAAGAAGGACUUGCUGUGCUGCAGCACGUUUUAACACCAAGAAUGAAAGCAUCACAUGUUGCCAUUGAGACUAUGAAGGAACACCUGGAUGCUGUCUAUGACAUAACUGUUGCAUAUGAGGGAACACUCACAGCAGAUGGCCAGAGACAUCCAGCUCCUACAAUGCCAGAGUUCCUGUGCCAGGAAUGCCCCAGGGUACACAUCCACUUCAACCGCUUGGACAUGAGGGAAAUUCCUGUAGAGUCAGUGUUCUUCCGCAGAUGGCUGCAUGAAAGAUUUGAAAUCAAGGACAAGCUUCUGACUGCUUUCUAUGAUUCUGAAGACCCUGAGAAAAAGUGCAGGUUCCCUGGAGAAAGCCAAAAGUCAAAUCUUAGUCUUACAAAGACAUUGCCUUCUCUGCUGAUUUUGGGUGGCCUCACUUUGCCAAUGCUGUUAACAGAGUCAGGUAGAAAACUCUAUCUCAAUACCUGGCUCUAUGGGACUCUGAUUGGAUGGGUGUGGGUAAGUGUAAGUCCAUAAACUAGCCAUACUGA
Messenger RNA from Sinocyclocheilus grahami, 842 nucleotides. Its product is annotated as 1-acyl-sn-glycerol-3-phosphate acyltransferase epsilon-like. Gene Ontology annotation, biological process: phosphatidylinositol acyl-chain remodeling. Gene Ontology annotation, molecular function: acyltransferase activity. Bases 1 to 828 code for a protein of 275 amino acids. Gene Ontology annotation, cellular component: endoplasmic reticulum; mitochondrion; endomembrane system. The record is from RefSeq and is a predicted model, not a curated record. Lineage: Eukaryota; Metazoa; Chordata; Actinopteri; Cypriniformes; Cyprinidae. The transcript has 7 exons.